This is a messenger RNA of Cuscuta epithymum, 623 nucleotides long. The record is from the annotation of a GenBank genome assembly. Lineage: Eukaryota; Viridiplantae; Streptophyta; Magnoliopsida; Solanales; Convolvulaceae.
AGCUGAUGCUCCUAGAUACCGAGGUAGGAAAGAAUUCCCAACACAAAAUGUGUUGGCUGCGUGCUCUUUUGACUUGCAGUUUACUUACGUUUUGGCCGGGUGGGAAGGAACUGCAUCAGAUUCAAGGAUUUUAAAAGAUGCAUUAAGUCGAACAAGCUGUUUGAAAAUACCAGAAGGUAAAUAUUACCUUCUUGAUGCUGGGUUUAUGCUAAGAAAGGGACUCAUUACACCAUUUAGAUCAACACGUUAUCACUUGAAGGAAUGGUCUUCAAGAAAUCCACCUCGAACAGCUCAAGAACUAUUCAACCACCGACAUGCAUCCUUGCGUAAUGCCAUAGAGAGAUGCUUUUGUAUUUGGAAGAAGAGAUUUCCUAUCAUUGCGACUGGAAGAGAAGCACACUAUGACGUGAAGACACAAAAUAGGAUUAUCAUAGCAUCAUGCAUUUUGCACAAUUAUCUCAUGGUAGCGGAUCCUGAUGAGGAGUUAAUGGCUGAAGUUGAUGCAGAAAUGACCAAUCAAAAUGAAGCUCAAAUUUCGAGUUAUGUGGAACACAACGAGAUUGAAGAACAUACUCAUCUAGGAGAGAACUUGAGAAAUGCUAUAGCUAAUUCUAUGUGGACAG